Epinephelus fuscoguttatus (brown-marbled grouper) is the source of this 1180-nucleotide messenger RNA. It is a transcript of the gene pgam2, whose product is annotated as phosphoglycerate mutase 2 (muscle). Bases 86 to 853 code for a protein of 255 amino acids. Gene Ontology annotation, molecular function: intramolecular phosphotransferase activity. Gene Ontology annotation, biological process: glycolytic process. The record is from RefSeq and is a predicted model, not a curated record. NCBI's taxonomy places the organism in Eukaryota, Metazoa, Chordata, Actinopteri, Perciformes, Serranidae. The transcript is spliced from 3 exons.
CUGUGCUCACUGUUGGUUAGCCAGUGUGUGCACAACUUAGAAGGGCUGAGGGAACCGUGUUUGGUCUAAGACUCACACUGUAAACAUGGCUGGUGUCCAUCGCUUGGUUAUCGUCCGCCACGGCGAGAGCUCCUGGAACCAGGAGAACCGCUUCUGCGGCUGGUUCGACGCUGACCUCAGUGAGAAGGGCGUGGAUGAGGCCAGGCGUGGAGCCCAGGCUAUCAAGGAUGCAGGCCUCAAGUUCGACGUGUGCUACACCUCCGUGCUGAAACGUGCCAUCAAAACCCUGUGGACCAUCAUGGAGACCACGGACCAGAUGUGGCUGCCUGUGAUUCGUACCUGGCGUCUGAAUGAGCGUCACUACGGAGGCCUCACCGGUCUCAACAAGGCGGAGACAGCUGAGAAGCAUGGUGAGGAGCAGGUGAAGAUCUGGCGCCGUUCCUUUGACAUCCCACCUCCAGUCAUGGACAAGGACCACCCUUACCACAAAAUCAUCAGUGAGUCCCGGCGCUACAAGGGUCUGAAGCCUGGUGAGCUCCCCACAUGUGAGUCACUGAAGGACACCAUUGCCCGCGCUCUUCCUUUCUGGAACGACGUCAUCGCUCCUGAAAUCAAGGCGGGAAAGAACGUCAUCAUCGCUGCCCACGGCAACAGCCUCCGUGGCAUCGUCAAGCACUUGGAGGGUAUGUCUGACGCAGCCAUCAUGGAGCUGAAUCUGCCCACAGGAAUCCCAAUUGUCUACGAGCUGGACGCAGACCUGAAGCCCGUAAAGCCCAUGUCUUUCCUCGGCGAUGAGGAGACCGUAAAGAAGGCCAUGGAGGCCGUGGCCGCCCAGGGCAAAGCCAAGAAGUAAGCCCGAGGCUCCAUAAGAAGGCAGAAAAAAAGACUGUUCCCCCCCUUUUGUCCUUCAACUCUUCCUCCCGUCCAUUUGUCCAUCCUUGUAGUCCAUUCCAACUGGGGAAAUGUUUAAUGGUUCUUUUGGAGACGAGCCAUUUUCAGCACAUUAGCCCUGUUUGUUUAAAUGACAGACAGAGAGAUGAGCCGUCAAUCAAAGCGGACAGCCGGCCCCUGAUAUUUUAUGCAGCCACACAUCACUCAGCCCUUUUAAAUUGUGGUUAAGCCCCAUGUUGAGGGCGUCACCACCCUGGCACAACCAAUAAAGAAACCAUGUUUUUACGUA